Apaloderma vittatum (bar-tailed trogon) is the source of this 1875-nucleotide messenger RNA. RefSeq names its product notum pectinacetylesterase homolog (Drosophila) (gene NOTUM). The transcript is spliced from 8 exons. Bases 52 to 1014 code for a protein of 320 amino acids. The record is from RefSeq and is a predicted model, not a curated record. NCBI's taxonomy places the organism in Eukaryota, Metazoa, Chordata, Aves, Trogoniformes, Trogonidae. Gene Ontology annotation, molecular function: hydrolase activity.
GGGAUCCUGUCAUCACAGCCAGAAGAAAAUCCCCACUGGUGGAAUGCAAACAUGGUAUUUGUCCCUUAUUGCUCAAGUGAUGUUUGGAGCGGUGCCUCUUCCAAGUCUGAGAAAAAUGAAUACGCCUUCAUGGGAGCCCUGAUCAUUCAGGAGGUGAUAAAGGAGCUGGUGGGAAAAGGCCUGAGCACUGCGAAAGUGUUGCUGCUAGCAGGGAGCAGUGCCGGAGGGACAGGAGUGCUCCUGAACGUGGAUCGAGUGGCAGAGCAGCUGGAGGAGAUGGGUUACCAAGGCAUUCAGGUUCGAGGCUUGGCAGACUCCGGAUGGUUCCUGGAUAAUAAACAGUAUCGCAGAACCGACUGUAUUGAUACCAUAACGUGUGCUCCAACAGAAGCCAUCAGAAGAGGCAUAAGGUAUUGGAAUGGCAUUGUUCCUGAACGGUGUAAGCUGCAGUUUAAAGAGGGAGAGGAAUGGAACUGCUUUUUUGGAUAUAAGAUUUACCCAACUCUUCGAUGUCCAGUCUUUGUUGUCCAGUGGCUCUUUGAUGAGGCCCAGCUUACUGUAGACAACGUGCACCUCACUGGCCAGCCUGUUCAGGAAGGGCAGUGGCUCUACAUCCAGAAUCUGGGUAGGGAGCUGAGAAACACGUUGAAGGACGUGACUGCUAGCUUUGCUCCUGCCUGUUUGUCUCAUGAGAUCAUUACACGCAAUCACUGGACGGACGUGCAGGUGAAGGGGACGUCCUUGCCCCGUGCCCUGCACUGUUGGGACCGGAGCCUGCACGAGAGCAACAGAAACGGGAAGGCGCCUCUGAAAGGCUGCCCGAUUCACCUGGUUGACAGCUGUCCGUGGCCUCACUGCAACCCCUCGUGCCCCACGAUCAGGGACCAGUUCACCGGGCAGGAGAUGAAUGUGAUCCAGUUCCUCAUGCACAUGGGUUUUGAUGUUCAGAAGAUGGCACAGCAGCAGGGCCUGGAGCCCAGUAAGCUUCUGGGGAUGCUCAGCAGCGGUAGCUAGGAAGGGGUCUUCAGAAGGGCAGACAUGAGAUCGGGAGGAGGCUCUAAGCCCUUCUCCCACACUUUGUAAUUUUCUUCCUUAUGCUCAUGCAGGCAGAUGCACGCUCACACCCACGCAUGCUCAAACCUGUACACAGCCACGUGCUCCCCACUCGCGCACACUUAGGAUGUGUCAAGAAAGAGAAAAAACCCAAUUUCUUGCUUACACUAUUUGACUGGACCUCGUUACCUGCAGACUCCAGGGCUUGGUUUUGGCCAUUCACAUCAUCUUCCUGUGUUACACAAGGCGAUCUGAUACAGGGAGUAGCAAAGCCAUAAAGAGCAGCAAUGAGAACCCUCCCCAGAUCUAGGACUUCUUCCCUUGUCGUGAAUUUUACAUCAUAGACUUGAUACGAGUGGUGAAAAAAGCAAGCACUGGAUUUCUCUUGUCCAACUAGAAGUGACGGAGUGAUUACAUGACUGCCUGGAGGUCAGCAUCUCAUGAUGAGUCAUAACGAACAAACCCAGGACACGUGCUAGGGAUGGACGCUCUUGUACUCAAUUUACUUUCGUAUUAUUUUAUAAAAUGACUUUUUUAUUACGUUUUUUUAAACUAGGCAAGAAAUAUAAAUGAUAUUGUUUUGUAACAUAUUUUUUUUAAAUAAUGAAGAAACCUCUUGCUACUUCGGCAACGUGGACAUAUUUAUUUUAAUAUGUAAAACGCUAUUUAUAAGGGCUGACCAGAGAACCAUACGUAUGUCUUUGUAAAGUUGUAUAUGCUGCUCAUUUGGAUGGGUUGUCCUUAUGAUCACUUGUGCCUGGGAGAGGGCUGAGGGGAGUUAUUGGCAUUUUAUAUUCAUUAGACUUCUGUCUUCCCCUUGCA